Molecule: messenger RNA, 2529 nt
Organism: Parasteatoda tepidariorum (common house spider)
Lineage: Eukaryota; Metazoa; Arthropoda; Arachnida; Araneae; Theridiidae
Gene: Acadvl
Product: Acyl-CoA dehydrogenase very long chain
Molecular function (GO): flavin adenine dinucleotide binding; very-long-chain fatty acyl-CoA dehydrogenase activity; fatty-acyl-CoA binding
Source: RefSeq, a predicted model, not a curated record
AGUCACGUCACGUAUUCGUCAAAGAGGAAUUCGUCAAGCAAGUAAAGUAAACAACUUUUUCCUUGUGAUCUAUUUUUUUAUUACAUAAACACUCACAUCAAAAUAGUUAAUAAUUUUUGCUCUUUAUCUAUAGCAUUUUAUGAUACGCUACAAGUAGUUAUUUAGCAGUUCUGUUUUGUUAAGUUUAAAUUUGCAUCAAAUUGUAUUUUGAGGAAAACUCUCCCGUAAUCUUCUAAGGGCUCGUCAUAUCUUGAUAAAGUAUUACAUUUUGCUCUUCCUCUUUUAUCAGUAUGCUGCGUGUGAUUUCUCGUCGAAUUUUAGCAAGGAAAACAACCAAUGUCAGGUUGUAUGCUGCAAGUGCUCAAGCUGCAGUCAAAGAACCGGAACAAGCAAAAAAUGAAAAACCAUCUCGAGAAUCGAAUUCUUUUGUCAUGGGAGUUUUCAAUGGACAAAUUAAAACUGAUCAAGUUUUUCCAUAUCCUGAUGUUUUGAGUAAAGAUGAAAGAGGAACUCUACAAAUGAUGUUAGAUCCAGCAAAAAGGUUUUUUGAGAAUGUGAAUGAUGCUGAUAAAAAUGACGAAUUGGCUGUUGUUGCCCCUGAACUAAUCAAACAAGGUGGAGAGUUGGGUGCUUUUGGUUUGCAAGUGCCUGAAGAACUGGGUGGUUUAGGAUUGAAUAAUACUCAGUAUGCUAGAAUGGUCGAAUUAGUUGGUCGUCAUGAUCUUGGAUUUGGAAUCACACUGGGAGCUCAUCAGUCCAUAGGAUUCAAAGGAAUUUUGUUGUUUGGCAAUAAGAGCCAAAAGGAAAAGUACCUUCCUGAUUUAGCUAUUGGCAAGAAGAUAGCUGCUUAUUGUUUAACUGAGCCAGGCAGUGGAUCUGAUGCUGGAUCUAUCAAAACAAAAGCUGUUCCUUCAGCAGAUGGAAAGUAUUUUACUAUGAAUGGAAGUAAAAUUUGGAUAAGUAAUGGAGGAAUUGCUGAUGUCUUCACGGUUUUUGCCAAGGUUCCUGUUAAAACAGAAAAAGGAACUGUAGAAAAAAUGGGAGCUUUUAUCGUUGAAAGAAGUUUUACUGGAGUAAGUAGUGGCCCUCCUGAGAAAAAGAUGGGAAUAAAGGCAUCAAACACUGCUGAAGUAUUUUUUGAUGAUGUGAAAGUACCUGUUGAAAAUCUUAUUGGUGAAGUUGGUGAUGGAUUUAAGAUAGCAAUGAAUAUAUUAAAUAAUGGAAGAUUUGGAAUGGCUGCUUGUCUUUCUGGCACAAUGCGAUGGGCUAUCGAAAAAGCUGUUGAACAUGCAUCUAACAGAACUCAAUUUGGUAGCAAAAUUAGCCAGUAUGGGACAAUUCAAGAAAAACUUGUACGAAUGUCUAUGGCUCAUUACAUUACUGAAUCAAUGGCCUACAUGGUUUCUGGAAACAUGGAUAAAGGUUAUGUUGACUUUCAACUUGAAGCUGCUAUAAGUAAAAUCUUUGCCUCAGAAGCAUGCUGGUUUGUUGUAGAUGAAGCUAUUCAGAUUCUUGGAGGCAUGGGAUUCAUGAGAUCAGCUCAACUUGAGCGUGUCCUUCGUGAUACUAGAAUUUUUAGGAUAUUUGAAGGAACUAAUGAUAUCUUGAGGCUAUUCAUUGCUUUAACAGGAUUACAGCAUGCUGGUGGCCAUUUGAAAGAGUUGCAAAAAGCUUUGAAGAAUCCAACAGCAAAUUUAGGUCUUAUUCUUGAUGAGGGUGCUAAGAGAGCAAAAAGAGUAAUUGGUCUAAGCAGCCCCCCAUCCCUCUCUACUCACAUUCAUAAUGAUUUAAGUGACUCUGGUGUUUUGGCUUCUAAGUGCAUUGAAAACUUUGGCCUGGGUGUUGAAGAUUUGCUAGUGAAAUAUGGAAAAAACAUUAUCAACGAGCAAUUUUUGCUGAAUCGCUUAGCGAAUUCUGCUAUUGACAUUUACUCUAUGAUAGCUGUAUUGUCCCGAGCAACUUCUUCCAUUGAAAAUAAAUUACCAUCUGCAAAGAAUGAAACAAAGUUUACAAAUCUUAUAUGCCAAGAGGCAUCUGAACGAGUACAUCAAAAUUUAGCAGUUUUAAAAUCAUCAUCAAAACUGGAAAACUUCAAGGUGAUGAGCUCCCUUUCUUCUGACAUGGUAGAGUUUGGAGGAGUGGUCCAUAAUAAUCCAUUGAAUCUGUAGAAUUUAUGCAUUGUACAGAAAAAGUAUUUUAUAUCUAUCCUGCACAUAAAGACAUUGUUUGUGGAGCCAUAUGUAAAUAUCCAAAUAUAAAAGUCUGUGUGAUAUUGUAAAAUGUAAUUUAAGUUUGUACCACCUUUAUACAUUUUAAGUCAUUCACAUAUAACUUGCCUUGGUGUAUCUUAAAAAAAUUUAAUUGCUUGCAUUAUUAUAAUAAUUUUUUUUUCACAUUUUAUUUAAAGUUAUUUAUUUAUUUAUAUUUUUAAUAAGACCUAUUAUUGAAAACAAAAAUUUUAAAAUUUCUCAGAGUUAUAAUUUGUGUUUUCUACGCCUGUAUAUUCUUGUAAUAAAUACUUAAAAUCCA